Messenger RNA from Dioscorea cayenensis subsp. rotundata (Guinea yam), 875 nucleotides. Its product is annotated as ubiquitin-conjugating enzyme E2 2. NCBI's taxonomy places the organism in Eukaryota, Viridiplantae, Streptophyta, Magnoliopsida, Dioscoreales, Dioscoreaceae. The record is from RefSeq and is a predicted model, not a curated record. The transcript is spliced from 6 exons. The coding region runs from base 159 to 617 and encodes 152 amino acids.
GAAAGGCCUUCAGAUAAGAAUUCCAUCAAAGCCCUAAUAAAUUCUCUCUCUCUCUCUCUUUCGCUAUCGUCGAUUGGGAGGAGAACGACGAGCUCCUUCCUCGCGCUUCCCAAUCCUAGGGCUGGAAUCCUCCCUUCAUACCCUUCGCUGUGGUGAGGAUGUCGACACCUGCUAGAAAGAGGCUCAUGAGAGAUUUCAAGCGUUUGCAGCAGGAUCCUCCUGCUGGGAUUAGUGGUGCACCUCAAGAGAAUAACAUCAUGCUCUGGAAUGCUGUUAUAUUUGGACCUGAUGACACCCCUUGGGAUGGAGGUACGUUUAAGUUAACAUUGCAAUUUACAGAGGAUUAUCCAAAUAAGCCACCUACUGUGCGCUUUGUUUCUCGAAUGUUCCACCCGAACAUUUAUGCAGAUGGAAGCAUUUGCUUGGAUAUCCUUCAGAAUCAAUGGAGCCCAAUUUAUGAUGUUGCUGCAAUUCUCACAUCAAUCCAGUCAUUGCUCUGCGAUCCAAACCCCAACUCACCUGCAAACUCUGAGGCUGCAAGGAUGUUUAGUGAGAACAAGCGAGAAUACAAUCGAAGGGUACGUGAGAUUGUGGAACAGAGCUGGACAGCUGAUUGACAACAGCCCUUCAUGCCAUAAGAAAUGGUGCUUUGCCUGUCCUAUAAAGUUGUUGUUAUGUUACAGUCCAUGUCUGCUACUCCUUAAGUAUUAUAUCAAACUAUACAAUCCAUGUAGCUAGACUUCUGCUUGGCUUUAAGAGUACCAUUGCUGGACAUUCUUGGCUCAAUACUCUCCUUGUGAUCCUUAUGAACCAUAUGGUUGUGUUAUUCAUAUGAAUGAAUAAGAUGAUGUUUGCCUUGUCGGUUCUUUUGCGUA